AUGGUUUUAUGUACUCUGUUUAUGUCAUUGGUUCUUAUCAAAAUCGUGGAAACUAGGUUGGCAUUUUUUAGCAGCGAAACGACGGAUAGAUCUGAAGCAUGGGAAAUGUCAACUAUUGAUCAAGGGAAUGAAGAUGUAAGUGUUAGAACUGAAAGCAUGACAUUUGAACAACAACUGAUUACCAAAGCUGUUGAAAAAAUACCUGACAGAGACAGUCUGAGUGCUUCAACACCUUUCUCGACGUCCCCUGUGGAACUGAAGACAUUUAUUUGGAACAGAACAACGUCUCCUGCCUCAUUCCAUCACGGCUACUGUAAGCACACAUGUUUAGACUCGCAUUCAAGUGGUGGUAAUAACAUGAAGACAGACUGCCAAGAUCUCAGUUGCUUCCAGUGUGACUGUAUAAGACCCCGAUGUGAAAUUUACCAUACGUGUUGCCCGGAUGUGUCCAAAUUUUCUCCACAAAACAUACCAAGUGUGGUUGAUCGUUCCAUGAAAGAAGAUGUCUCAAAACUUAAUACAACCGGUCCAUGGCUACAAAAAUAUUCGCAGGACUCUACUGGAGAAAAUUUAACAGAAACGUUAAAAUAUUAUGAUACAGACAUUCAAAGUGCUCAUAAUUACGGAUAUACAAAACGCACAAAAAGCAAAUUAGAAUCAAACAUACGAUGUGAUCACAAUUCUUUUGUCAUUCCAUUCCUGUUUGUGAGAUCAUGUUCAUCGAAUGUUCAAGUUUCUGAUGAAGUAAGAUCGCUUUGUGAAAUAGACACUAUAAACGAUGACGUCAGCAUGAAGUCCGUUGCUCGAGUUACUGAUGUUCACACGAGUGUUGUUUAUUACAACCAAUAUUGUGCCUUAUGCAACGGCAUAAAUGAGUGGCUUCUUUGGUCAGUCACGGUUGAAUGUGUUCACUUUUUGCACGUUUACACGGCCACGACCGAAGAGGAACUCCUCAGACAGGCCAACAGAGAUGAUUCGUCCUGCAGUGUAGCACAGAGUCCUCGCCUUGGCCUGGAGGUGGUGCCUUGUGACAGGCUCAUGUUCAGGGGUGAGCCUGUAGGUGCCUGCAACGUGACCGGGCUGUGGCCGGAGUACGACCGAGGUGUGGAGGAGGGCUGCAACUCAUUGACAGGUCUUGUCUACAGGGUGUACGACGGGUCUGCGUCCUCGAUCAGUGGUCAGCCCAUUCGACUUUACAGGAACAUCUUCUGUGCUAUUUGUAAUAGGGAACACAACCCCAGAUAUCUUGCAUGUACACCUGAUGGGGCUGGAGGAGGUUUUGCACCAUCACCGCCAUUGUCCAUCCUGCUGGGUAUACACGAUGAGCCUCCAAGACUGGAGAACAACAUGCACUCCAACACAUGUUCAAACACGGAAUGGCUCAGCCCAAGUGGACAAUGCUUCCCCUUGUACUGCUCCCCUGGCAAGAUUCUCGUUAACAGAACAUGCGAGACGGGACUGAAGCAGAUUACCGGACUUAGAUAUCACCUUCGGUUAUGGUUCUUGCAUCAAACAGACGAUGUGACAGAAACAAGGGACAGAAUCACAACGUCAUCUGUUGAUGUUAUUGGAGACAUAUUUUAUAAUAAGCGAAAAAAACAGUUCGACUUCCAGGUUCCAUUUGGUUACUAUGUCACAGGUGAUGUUGUAGCUUCUGCAAAAAUAACCAGAGACGAGUUUGAGCAACGUUUGAUGCGUACACUUCUUCGUGAUACUUUGGAGGUGGAGUUCAAUGACGGUGUAAAAGGAAGAUAUCAGCCGAUUAUCAUGUGGGGUGACGACAGUCUAAAUGUUUACUGUGAGCAUGCCAGAAAGAUGAGUCACGAUUGCCUUCGAGCUAACCCUAAGCGAAACACGGAUGCAUUAUUUUUGGUAGAUACAUACGAAGAUGUAUUAGAGGGUAGCGAUAAGUUUCUAAACGUCUCUGAACUAUUAACAUGUAGUUACAUAAUUCUUCAACACUCCAUGUUUAUUGUAGACAAAUUAGAGGAAGGAGUUCUACCUAGUGUUUUCGUGAAGGUAAACUUCAGCGGUGUUAAUGUCACCUUCUCGAGCGCUGCUGCUUUAAACAAGAUGUCUCUGGGCACAAAUGGAACGCUACGUGUUUGUCUGGAGCUGUUUGAUGGCUAUAAGCAUAAGCCACAGUUGGUUUCUGGUUCGACAAGUGAGAGAUUCCUCGUUCAGUACAUUCUGUCUGUUGUGUGUUUGGCUCUCUCCAUGGUAUGUCUUCUGCUGGCUCUGGUGACCUACGCCAUGUUUCCCGCCCUGCGUAGUGUGGCGGGAAGGAAUAAUGUGUGUCUGUGCACAACUCUGAUGCUGGCGCAGGCGAUGAUUCUUGCAAGCUCCCAUAUGUCGCCGGACCUUGGAGUUGUCUGCGUGGCUGUGGGCGUGGCCACACACUUCCUCUGGCUGUCAGUCAUGUGCUGGAGCUUCCUGUGCUGCUUCCACAUGUUCCGAGUGUUCACGUCCAAGACCCGCAGCUCUUACUCCACGACCAGCUCUAGGAACAUCCUUCUGGGCAAGAACCUGGCCUGUUCCUUGCUGCUUCCAGCGGUGGUCGUGGUUGUUGUUGUGGUUACCAUGCAUACAACGUCUGGUGGACAGAGUCUCGGCUAUGGAGGUAGUGUUUGCUACCUGAACUCAAACAUUUUAGUGGGAACAGUCACGGUGCUACCCAUCUUGUCUGUGUCCCUGAUAAACAUCGCCUUCUUCCUGAUCACGGUGGUGCACAUCCAUCGGGUGCGCAAACUUCAAAAGCACGAAUCUUUCAAGAAGAUGGACCUGCAGCAUCUGUACGUCUACAUCAAGCUCUCAACAAUGACCGGGGCAUUCUGGGUGCUGUCUGUAACAGGCGAAGUUCUCCUGCUUUUUCUCGAUGCUUUAAUCCAAGUUCGCGUUUUCACUCAGCAUAACUCUCUGCUGAUUGCUGGGAUACUUCUCAAUGGACUCCAGGGGCUGUACAUCUUCAUCUCCUACACCUGCAACAAACGAGUAUUGUCCCUUUAUCUGCGCCGUCUGGGCAUCAACAGUACUACCCACACAACCAUGACCGCCCCUUCGACCGAUGGAAGUACUGUCAUGAGGCUCACAAAAAGAAUAAACUCGGAAACACAUAGCCACACAAGCCAUGCAUUAGAAUAG
Molecule: messenger RNA, 3141 nt
Organism: Candidula unifasciata
Lineage: Eukaryota; Metazoa; Mollusca; Gastropoda; Stylommatophora; Geomitridae
Source: the annotation of a GenBank genome assembly